Molecule: messenger RNA, 2110 nt
Organism: Strongylocentrotus purpuratus (purple sea urchin)
Lineage: Eukaryota; Metazoa; Echinodermata; Echinoidea; Camarodonta; Strongylocentrotidae
Product: UDP-glucuronosyltransferase 2C1
Exons: 5
Coding region: 182-1798 (538 amino acids)
Molecular function (GO): UDP-glycosyltransferase activity
Source: RefSeq, a predicted model, not a curated record
AUAUUUGCUCAGACCUAUCUUCGUAUGGAUUUGAGCGCGCUGUGUUGAAUAAAAGCAGUAGGCCUACAUUGUUUGAGAUUCAUUCAGCCCCGUGUACCCUGUGAUCAGACUUUAUAACGAGGAACACAUAUGUACAUGUUUCGUGAUUAAAUAAAUUGAUAGAAACGGUGAUUGAUUAGACAUGGCGAGACUUCCAAGAGCUGGUCUAAUCUUUGCGACUAUCCUGUGUUUCGGACUCACUGCUUUCCCGGUUGCCUCGGGGGCGAAAAUCAUGCUUGCGAUGACGUCGUUCUUGAACAGCGUUAGUCAGCAUAUUCUGUUUUCUGCUAUCACGGAACCCCUGGUUGAACGUGGACAUGAAGUCAUACUCGUUACCCCUCAGUUUAAGGUCACUAAGGGCCUCACUGAGGGAGCCGUCACUGGGAAGAUCUUCUUUAAAACCAACCGGACAAAGGAGGAGAUGGAGGAGGUAGCUUCAAGCCUUCAGUCCAUUGCUCUUGGUUUCAGCCAAGAAUCCUUUAUGGAAAUCGUGGACAGGGUAAGGCAGAUCAUGCCGAUGGUCUCCGGGGGGUGUUUUCGACUUUUCGAAGACCAGGAGACUCUUGAUCGCCUUAAGGCAGAGAAAUUUGAUCUGAUCAUCACAAUGCCUCUCUUCGGAUGUGAUGCCUUGCUUGCAGAGUACCUCAAUGUUCCUUUCAUCGCGACGACUCCUCUUCGAAGGAUGCCCACAUUUUCUGAAGACACCUUCGGCAUCCCCGCUCCAUCAUCCUACGUACCGUUCAGCCCAUUCACCCCCUUCUCCGAUCAGAUGACGUUCUUCCAAAGGACUGCCAAUAUUCUAGUGCGUUAUGUCAUCGAUCCACUCUUUGUAUCCUUCACCCGUGUGGGUAUCAGUCGGAUCCAAAAGGAACAUAACAUCAGACCUGAUCUGACCCUUGAACAGCUUCUUGGGAAAGCUCAACUUUGGUUGUCUCAAGGUCACUGGGCUUUUGAGUUCGCUCAACCCACUACACCAAACUACGUCACAAUCGGCGGGAUCACCGUUAAACCAGCCAAACCAUUACCAAAGGAAAUGAACGACUUUGUCGAAGGCUCUGGAGAUCACGGCAUCAUUGUGUUUACUCUGGGAUCUGUUGUUUCAUCGUUGAUGAAUGAGGAUCUCAAUGAAAAGUUGGCCAAAGUUUUCAGCGAGCUACCACAGAGGGUGCUAUGGCGAUUAAAGGGGACACGCCCACGUACCCUUGGAAACAACACGCUUGUCUCCGAUUGGCUACCGCAGAAUGACCUACUUGGUCACCCCAAGACGAAGUUAAUGAUCUAUCACGGUGGUGCUAACGGUAUCAAUGAGAUAGUCACCCAUGGAGUACCGGUCCUAGUCAUGCCUUUAGCCGGUGAUCAGAUGGGUAAUGCUGUCCGUAUGCAAGCCAAAGGGAUGGGCCUCGUGGUCGACAAGAACACCCUCACAGAAGAGAGCUUUAGAGAGGCCCUUCAUGAGAUGCUGAAUAACCCCAAGUAUACAGCUAAUGCGAAGAAGGCUGCCGCGAUAAUGAAAGAUGAAAUAGUUCCCGUCCGGGAGAAAGUUGUCUACUACAUCGAACACAUCUUGAAAUUCGGUGGGGAUCAUCUUCGAUCUCGGGCUCUGGAACUCAACUUCAUCCAACGAGAAUCGCUCGACGUCAUAGUAUUUUUAUUAUUUGUAUCCAUAACAUUUGUAAUUGCAGUCAAAUGGCUGAUUUGUAAAUGCUUUGGACUUUGUAGAAGUAAACAAACCGUAACGAUUAAAUCAAAGUCUGAUUAGUGUAGCUUUCAAAUUUAUAUGCAUGAAUUAAUGUAUAAUAGAGCUGAGAUUGUUUUAAAACCAAACAGCCUAACUUACAAAAAAAAAAAACUCUCACAAACACUGCAAGAAGAAAAAGAGAAAUAAAUAAACUUCUAGCUCCUAGAUGUGAGGUUCAUGGAAGGGCAGUUUUGUUUUGUUUUCAAUUAAGUCGGGAAAAAAUUGCAUCAAAGAAUGGCUUGUAGAGUUCACUUUUAUUGCCUGUCUCAUUUUGUUUUCCUUUAAUAUCGUUUAAAUUUGUUGCAUUAUAUUGCACUGUUUUGUACUAUGCGU